AUGAAACACAUCAGCUGUCAAGGUAUCACUGACAACAUCGGUAUCCUUUACUAUUUAAUAGUAUCUAUGCCAGUGUCCAAACCCUACAUUGUGCUGAGUGAUCGCUCGCCUGUAGAAGGCACAUCGGUGUGGAUGUUCUGUGGACUGGAGACUGGAACAGAGCCUGUUAGCUACAUAUGGGAGCAGGAGAGCCGCAGUGGCCUGGUCACCACACUGGCUGAGAGCAACAGCAAUCUGAUCAACAUCACUGGGGUCACCUGUAAUCAUACUGGCUGGUACAGAUGCCUGGCCAGGAACGAGGUCAGCCAGCAGCGCAGUGACCGUAUCUGGUUAGAUGUCAUAUUUGGACCAGAACAGCCUCAGAUAGAUGUCACAGCCUACUCAGUGACAGAUCAAGGCUACUCAGCCCUGGAGAGAAGAAACAUUUCCCUCACAUGUCAAGCCUCCUCUAACCCUCCCAGCCAGUACGUCUGGUUCUACAAUAACUCAGAGAUCUACACUGGAGCACAGCUCACCAUCAGUACAGUUCUGCGGGGGCAUGCAGGGUACUAUGCCUGUCUGGCCCAGAAUACUUACCGCAACACCCUCUCCAAGAAAACCAUCACUCUCACCGUCUACUAUCCACCAGAUGGCGUUCCAACUUGUUCUAUCCUCCCAGUGAACAACUACACUGACCUGGCCCUCUUCUGUUCCUGGAUGGGAGGCUACCCUCCAGCUACUAUGAAAUGGAGUCCAUAUGUGAAAGGAGACAACAGAGAGGGAUUUUCUAAUGUCACUUUGAUCCAGCCAGGCCCUGAUACUGCUAAUAACUCUGUAUUCACUUGCCAUGGGUCACAUGUUGCUCUAAAUAUUGCCCAAAACUGUAGCACCAGGACAUGGCUGCCCCAUGGAGAACCUCAGUGUUCUGCAUAUGCGACUCGCAAUAAUGAGUACUUGAUGCUGUCCUGCUCCUGGGAGGGUGGUUUGCCUCGGGCUCUGCUGUGGUGGGCCUCUGAUUCAGGGGACGUGCAGGGCACAUCUGAGGAGAACUCCAACAUUCUGAUCCUGCGCUCCAGUGCCACCUACAGUGGCAAAGCAUUUGCAUGCCAUGCUAAACAUCCAUUGGCUAAAGAAAGCAAACAGUGUGUGUUAAAACUGGAGGCUCCAGUGUUGAUGACUCAGCGCAGUGUGGUUUCUGUCUAUGAGGGUAAUGAUGUCCUGCUCACCUGCAUUCUGAGCAAAAACUAUCCAGCAGCCACAGAGGUCACCUGGUACAACAACUUAAAGCAGAACGUAGGUGAAACACCCAAGAAGUACGUCCUUCAGCAAGCUGCAGCCUGGUCUAACCUGACAGUGCGAGAAACAGACAGCAUGGUGGACAGUGGCCAGUACUGGUGUUCUGCUAAAAACGCUGUCGGAGGAGCAGAGAUCCCUGUCAAAUUGGUGGUGAUGAGGUACCCAAUGCCUCCAAAUGUCACUAUCACUAAAAUCACGUACAGCAGCCAUCAGCGGACAGAUGUUACUGUGGAGUGGCUGAUUCAGGCAGAUGCAGACCUCACUGGGUUCUUCAUUGAGCUUCAGAGGCUCCCUGGUCGUCUAGGGAAGAGUGACAUUGUUCCUCUCUGGCAGAAAGUGGCAGCAGAUCUAGAGCCCAGUGCUCGCAGCUACCAGAUCAAUAGUUUGGAUCCUACUGGCAAAUACGCUUUCCGUGUAACGGCUGUAAAUCGCCGUACCAUCGGACAUCCUUCAGAGAUCAAGAGUCCAGCUCUUCCAGGCUUUAACGCAUACCCUUCUGUGAUUGGAGCAGCCAUCGGAGGUAUGCUUGUGGCAACAGUAGCAACUGUGCUGAUCUUCCUUUAUGUGCUGAGGAACCGCAACAACAUCCCACGUCUUCAUGACAUGAUAUUUGGCAGGCAAAACAGCCAGUCCAGAGAAAAUAUUAACUUCCCUGAGGACGAGGUUGUUGGAGGAGCAGAAGAAGGAGGCAGAGCAGAGAUGAGACCAGGAACAUCUGUAACACUGCCAAGAUCUGCAAUGCCUGCAAACCUGCCUCCACAGAUAAAGCAGCCAAAGUGACCAUAAUGGACAUUCCCUUGAGCUGGAGCUUUUGAACACAAAGCAAAU
Molecule: messenger RNA, 2103 nt
Organism: Colossoma macropomum (tambaqui)
Lineage: Eukaryota; Metazoa; Chordata; Actinopteri; Characiformes; Serrasalmidae
Product: V-set and immunoglobulin domain-containing protein 10-like 2
Exons: 10
Coding region: 1-2055 (684 amino acids)
Molecular function (GO): protein binding
Source: RefSeq, a predicted model, not a curated record